This is a messenger RNA of Fusarium keratoplasticum, 954 nucleotides long. RefSeq lists its product as uncharacterized. Lineage: Eukaryota; Fungi; Ascomycota; Sordariomycetes; Hypocreales; Nectriaceae. The transcript is spliced from 2 exons. The coding region runs from base 1 to 954 and encodes 317 amino acids. The record is from RefSeq and is a predicted model, not a curated record.
AUGACUUUUCAUCCCGACUCACUUCCUGACCUGAAAGGAAAGGUGUAUAUUGUCACUGGUGGUACUUCGGGCAUUGGCUACAAUACCGCCGCUCGUCUCGCUCAGCAUGGCGCACACGUCUACCUGUGCGCACGCUCCCACGCAAAAGGCGAAAAUGCAGCAUCCGGGAUCAAGGAGCGCUACCCUCAAGCGAAUAUCUCCAUCUUGGAAAUGGACCAUACAUCACUGUCUGCUGUCGUCUCUGCAGCCAAGCUCUUUCUGUCUAAAGAGACCGCACUGCAUGGGCUCGUCAACAAUGCUGGCAUCAUGGCAACGCCUUUCGAGAUUACUAAAGACGGGUACGAAGCUCAGUGGCAGACAAACUAUGUUGCUCACUGGGUUUUCACUUCUUACAUGGUACCCCUCAUGCUCAACACGUCAAAGGGUCUACCCUCUGGCACUGUCCGGAUUGUGAAUCUGUCUUCGUCAGGCCACUACCAGGCACCAAAGGGAGGUAUCAACUUUGUCGAUACUUCACUCCCCAACGAGGGUGGAAUAGCUCGAUAUGGUCAAUCCAAGCUCGGCAACAUCUUCCACGCCAAGACGUUGCACAAGAGGUACGGUCCUGGGUCACCCAGCUCCAAAGCGGGCCAGGGAGAAAUCUGGACUGCGAUUGUGCACCCAGGCUAUGUGGAGAGCCAAAUUGCAGACCGCGCAGAGAUUCCGCUGCUAUUGAGGCAGUUCUUCUCAGUGUUUGGCGCUCUGGGAGGAAAGGUGGAUGGGGACAAGGGCGCAUGGACGAGUGUCUUCUGUGUCGCAAGCCCCGAGAUGAAGGAGAGCCAGAGCGGUACAUACUUUCAGAGGAUUGCCGAAGCUGGCUGGCAGAGUUGCCUGGCCAAGGACGAAAAGCUGGCUGAGAAGCUGGAGGACUGGACAAAGGAAGAGAUGAGGAAAGGAGGCUGGGUUGGCCAGUGA